Aplysia californica (California sea hare) is the source of this 1846-nucleotide messenger RNA. RefSeq lists its product as uncharacterized. NCBI's taxonomy places the organism in Eukaryota, Metazoa, Mollusca, Gastropoda, Aplysiida, Aplysiidae. The record is from RefSeq and is a predicted model, not a curated record.
AUUUGUAUUACGAUGGCUACUAGUUGUCAAGAAGAGAAACCGGUGACCUCUUUGGAUGACUAUGAGAGCACGGACGAUGAGGAGUCUGAUGAAGAAGGACUCACUCUGAAGCAAAGAGCGGAUCGUGUCAGAGAAAGUCAAGGUCACUUUGAGACUGAGGUCUGGUUCGGGGAAGAGGCAGACUCAGAUACACUGAUGAAGGACUGCAAAAAAAAUCGUGGACACUACGAGUUUUUCCAUGUCCACGACUUCAAGAAACGCCUCUUGCCUAGUGGUUAUGGAUACAUAAAAUUACUCCGGGCUAUCAAGACAUGUGCCGAGUUGACUGUUCUACUCAGAGUUUGUUUUACUAGCCGUGAUCGGCCGGAAAAAUAUCCUAGUUCAGAAAAACCAUUUCCAUUUUUUAAUAUCAGAGGCACAAUACCAUGUCGACGGGGUGGGAGUGGGUGGGUGUGGAAAGUGGAGGAGUGCGGAGAAAAGAAAAAGGAGAAAAAUGGUCCUUGCAAAUGUCCAGAAUGCAAGCGAUCUGCGAAUCCGUGUAAAGUGUGGUGGGAGAUUAUUAUAAUGACGGCCGCACAUAUCAUAUUUGAUGAGAGUGAAUGUGUCAAAACUGAUGUAAUAUUCUGGGAUGAGGAGAACGGUAAAAAUGACCCCGUAACACUUAAAGGCCAUGCCAUGGGAGACAGCAGUUUAGCAGCCGAUAGAGGUAUGUUCAUGUGCGUGAGCCACGAUGCUGACUUUUGUAAAAGACUCAGAACCCUUUGUAAAAGAAGGGCUGAAUUAACGGGACAUUGUGAUGAAUAUUUUCGCACUGAAAAUGUCCACAGCUUAUCGGUUGUCAUCUCUCAUCCCCAUAUGGAUAAGAAACGGAUCACUCUUGGCACUGGGAUUGCCCGCGAAGACGAAGAGCUGGCCUCGUACUACUCAUACAACACAAAAACUUGUAAUGGGAGUAGCGGUGGGUUUGUGUGGGCUGUUGGAUGGGGUUCGCAUCAUGGAUCCAUGGCUCCUCACAGCUAUGGUGAGACAGACGAUCUCGGUGCUAAUACCAAUAAAAGUGGUUGGAGCUGGCCUCUGAAUUAGACAGGGCUGUCGUGAUUGCACUGUUCUCAGACCUCGUGUCUCACUGGGACCCUGCUGUUUUAUAUAAAUGCUGUUUGUCAUUACGGACAGUCUCUCAUGCAAAUAGCAAACAUCCACACUGCGAAACACACACAUUGCAAAGAAACUUUUUAAUCCUGAUUAUUUUAUUAUCCGUGUAAUAUAAAUAUAAUCUUUGUAUUUAAAACGCGUACGUAAUGAAAUUCAUUACUGAAAAUAUUAUUAUUUCUGCGUCUAGCCGAUUUCAUUAUGUGAGUGCUAGACCGUUAUUUUCUUUAGUAAUGAAAAAUAGUAUUUUUUAGUAAUUUAGUAUAUUUAGUAAUUGCGUGGGUUUUGAAAAGUUAACAAAAUAUGCCUGUGAUACAAGACGAGCAUGGGAAACCUAUGAAGGAUGCCAUAAGUUAUGAGGCAAGUUGAAAUCAGGCGCUCGUCAAAAUAAUGAAAUCCAAGAAAUUGACAUUUUUUUGGGCUGAUUGGCAAUUUUUUAAAAAUGUUUUUCUUUUUUUUUGUUUUAGCUCAACACCUUUUAUGUCCAUUUUAAAACACAUUCUUCGGUCGAUUUUACUGAAAACCAUUGAUUAAAGGUACAACAAUGUAAAUUUUCAGUUUCCAAGGACUCUCAGGCUAUGGAAGUUUCCAAAAUUUGGGGCCAUUUUCUCACAAAUUUUACCUCUGAAACCAGGCGACCCUGACGUCCUUCAAUUCGACUCUUUUUGAACAUAGAUGGAAUUUUUUUCAUCAAAAA